UCCGAGUCGUCUCGCAGUCUCAGACAAACAUACUCAAAACCAAGAUGUUCCGCUACAUGCUCGUCGCCUCCGCCUUCUUGGCCUGCGCUUAUGCUGCCGCCACCUACAACCAGGAUGCUGGUGCCUACAUCACCAAGAGCGGUGCCGACAUCCAGCCCGAUGGCCAGUACAACUACGCUUAUGAGACUAGCAAUGGCAUCGCCGCCCAGGAGUCCGGCCUCGGAGGCUACCAGGCCAACGGCGGAUACUCCUACUACUCCCCCGAGGGCCAGCUCGUCCAGAUCCAGUAUGUUGCUGACGAGAACGGCUUCCAGCCCCAGGGUGCUCUGCUGCCCACUCCUCCCCCAAUCCCAGCUGCCAUCCUGAAGUCCCUGGAGUACAUCCGCACUCAUCCCCAGUACGUUGAGCCUGCCCAGCAGAACCGUGGUUUUGCUCGCAAGACCAUCUUCGGUUAAGUAUUUCAAGGAUAGCGUUGUAGCGCACUCUAAAAGCUUUAUUACAAUGUGUAAAAAUGUUAUUGUCGAG
Molecule: messenger RNA, 525 nt
Organism: Drosophila kikkawai
Lineage: Eukaryota; Metazoa; Arthropoda; Insecta; Diptera; Drosophilidae
Product: pupal cuticle protein Edg-78E-like
Cellular component (GO): chitin-based extracellular matrix
Molecular function (GO): structural constituent of chitin-based larval cuticle
Source: RefSeq, a predicted model, not a curated record